AUGAAAUACUUAGCAGCAUACUUGUUAUUAGUCAACGCCGGUAAGACCUCUCCAUCAGCCGAAGACAUCAAAUCCGUCUUGUCAGCAGCUGAUGUUGAAAUUGAAGAUGACAAGAUUGAAAAAUUGAUUUCUGAAUUGGAUGGUAAAUCAGUUGAAGAAUUGAUUGCCGAAGGUAAUGAGAAAUUGUCUAGUGUACCAACUGGUGGUGCUGCUGCUGGUGGUGCUUCUGCUGGUGGUGCCGCUGCUGGUGGUGAUGCUGAACCAGCUGCUGAAGCUGCUGCUGAAGAAGAAAAGGAGGAAUCUGAUGAUGAUAUGGGAUUCGGUUUAUUCGAUUAG
Lodderomyces parapsilosis is the source of this 336-nucleotide messenger RNA. It is a transcript of the gene RPP2A, whose product is annotated as ribosomal protein P2 alpha. Gene Ontology annotation, molecular function: structural constituent of ribosome. The record is from RefSeq and is a predicted model, not a curated record. The transcript has a single exon. The coding region runs from base 1 to 336 and encodes 111 amino acids. NCBI's taxonomy places the organism in Eukaryota, Fungi, Ascomycota, Pichiomycetes, Serinales, Debaryomycetaceae. Gene Ontology annotation, biological process: cytoplasmic translational elongation. Gene Ontology annotation, cellular component: ribosome; cytosolic large ribosomal subunit.